Molecule: messenger RNA, 432 nt
Organism: Moneuplotes crassus
Lineage: Eukaryota; Ciliophora; Spirotrichea; Euplotida; Euplotidae
Source: the annotation of a GenBank genome assembly
AUUUGUUUGGAUAGAAAAAAAUGAAAUUCGUCCAUAUGCUCAUCCUAUUUAUGGUCAUGAAUGCUACUAUUGCUGCAGUCAUUCAGAGAGAACCAGAACACCAGAAUGAAGGUGUGCUUGCUUCUUUCCAAAGCUUUGUCUAUAAGGCCUUCUAUUUGGACAAGAUUGGAAAUUUUGAGCUUGACCCAGAAGAGUUUACUAAAUUGUUCGCUUUGAUGUUGGUGAUUCCACUUCUCGUCUUCGCAUAUGUAGCGAUGGUCUUAGGAUUAGAUGCUGCUUGGCAUUUAUUCUUCGACAAUUUCAUGAGGGAUGAUGCUUCCAACUCAGUUCUGGAGCAUAUCUUGAAGACUGCUGAAAACUAUGCUUGGUAAAUACCUCUUGUCAUUAAGAUUAUUUCGUCUAAUCUCCAACUAUCUUAGUUUUGAUCUAAUC